Messenger RNA from Theobroma umbraticum, 1215 nucleotides. RefSeq names its product NAC domain-containing protein 6-like. Gene Ontology annotation, biological process: regulation of DNA-templated transcription. NCBI's taxonomy places the organism in Eukaryota, Viridiplantae, Streptophyta, Magnoliopsida, Malvales, Malvaceae. The record is from RefSeq and is a predicted model, not a curated record. Gene Ontology annotation, molecular function: DNA binding.
UGUUCAGGGUUUGCCAUCAACAUCAAGCUAGCAUGUGAGACCCACUGCAUGCUGGAAUCAUAACGUUCAUCAAAUUUUUUCCACAUUAUAGGAAGACCUUGGUCUUCCCUUCUGAAAAUCAUUCGCCCAUAUAUAACCCUGUUAGCCUUGAGAGAGAAGCAAACCCGACUUUAUUUGACUUCACUGUUUCUUGGAAGUUGUUUUAAUAUGGAGAAUGUUACUCCGGAGCUUGCAUUAUUACCAGGAUUUCGCUUUCAUCCCACCGAAGAAGAACUUGUAGACUAUUACCUCAAGGGAACCGCUCUGGGUAAAAUUUUUCAUUCCGACAUCAUUGGUUUUCUCAACAUUUAUAAACAUAACCCUUGGGAUUUGCCAGGUAUGGCAGGGAUAGGAGAGAGAGAGUGGUAUUUCUUUGUGCCCAGAGAAAGAAGGACUGGUCAUGGCGGAAAGCCCAACCGGACAACUGAGACGGGCUAUUGGAAGGCAACUGGGUCAGACCGUCACAUCAGAUGCCCCAAGGAGCCCCGAAAGAUAGUGGGCCUAAGAAAAACUUUGGUUUUCUACACAGGGAAAGCACCGAAAGGCUGCAGAACUGAUUGGGUCAUGAACGAGUACAGACUCAUCUCCAACACCACCAUUGCUACGGAGGAUAUAGUACUGGCCAAGAUUUACAGAAAGGCAACAUCAUUGAGGGUGUUGGAGCAAAGGGCCGAAGAACUUGUCAGGACAUCUCAUCAAAGCCUUCCUUCAAACGGUGCUCCUCAAAGUAACUUUGAUGCGCUAUUGUCCCUCCAAGACCUUGAUUUUGGAGCAGAGAGGGGAGAGGAAUUAUUCGAAGCAGCAAAGAAGGAAUUGCAUAAGGAAGCUAAUUCUGAAUCCUUAAUGCGAGUUGGAUCCAUGCCAGCAGCGGAGCCCAUCAUGGACUGGACAUCGGAAUCAAUAUGGGCUCAUCUGAGAAGUCCCAGUUCUUAUGCAAUGUGGUGAACAAGUAAUUGGAAUUAGGCAUGCAUGUGGCUAGUAUAUUAUAAUAAAGAUAUGGGUAGUUAAUUUAUGUAAUCAAACUUAAACGCAUGCAUGCAAUUUAAUUUGCAUCAUCCAUGCAGGGUGGUCGUAUUGGAUGCUGCGCUGCUUGCAUGGCUAGCUAGUAGGUGUAGCCGGUUCUUGUGCAGUUGUAAUUUCGUUUUAAUUAAUUAGCCUGCUAAUUUGAUCCUGGUA